This is a messenger RNA of Notolabrus celidotus (New Zealand spotty), 7380 nucleotides long. Its product is annotated as deleted in malignant brain tumors 1 protein-like. NCBI's taxonomy places the organism in Eukaryota, Metazoa, Chordata, Actinopteri, Labriformes, Labridae. The record is from RefSeq and is a predicted model, not a curated record. Gene Ontology annotation, cellular component: membrane.
AUGGACCAAGCAGUCCAGUUUAAGGCCCCUGGCCCCAAAAAUUGUCAGCCAAUGCCCAGCAGCACAGAGAGCUGUCUGGGAGAGCACCAUCUGCCACUACUUCCGGCAGAGUGCAGUCUGCCACCAGUUCCAUUUCCUUGCUCUGAAGCACUGCUGACACAAGUUCAGAAGGACAACCCCUGCCCCGGCUCCACAGUCAUCUCAGAGGCCGACACCUGCCACAGCUACACAAUUGGCUCCUUGACCUACACCUGUGUUGAGGUCAGACUGACUGGAUCUGUGUCUAGUUGCUCUGGAAGAGUUGAGAUCCUCUACAGGGGUAAGUGGGGAACAGUCUGUGAUGAUGAAUGGGACUUGCUGGAUGCUGAGGUGGUGUGCAGACAGUUGAGCUGUGGGGAGGCACUGGAAGCUCCUACAGGAUCCUUUUUUGGUCCAGGACAGGGUCCAAUCUGGCUGGCUAAUUUGGCCUGUUCAGGAAGUGAAAGGUCUUUAACGGAGUGUAACGCAGAGGGUUGGAGCCAUGACUGUGACCACAGACAGGAUGCUGGUGUGAUCUGUUCAGGUGUUGAGGUCAGACUGACUGGAUCUGAGUUUAGAUGCUCUGGAAGAGUUGAGUUCCUCUCCAGGGGUAUCUGGGGAACAGUCUGGGAUGAUGGAUGGGACUUGCAGGAUGCUGAGGUGGUGUGCCAACAGUUGAACUGUGGGGAGGCACUGAAUGCUACAGGAGGAUCCUUUUUUGGUCCAGGACAGGGUCCAAUCUGGCUGGCAAGUUUGGCCUGUACAGGAGGUGAAAGGUUUUUAACUGAGUGUGAGCACAGUGGGUUUGGGAUACAAAAGUAUAACCACAGUGAGGAUGCUGGUGUGAUCUGUUCAGGUAAGAAAUGUUUUGUUAUAACAGCCUGUUUGACAAACUGUGUUCUUUGUUCAGGUGAUGAGGUCAGACUGACUGGAUCUGAGUCUAGUUGCUCUGGAAGAGUUGAGAUCCUCUACGAUGGUACCUGGGGAACAGUCUGUGAUAAUGGAUGGGACUUGCAGGAUGCUGAGGUGGUGUGCAGGCAGUUGGGCUGUGGGGAGGCACUGGAUGCUCCUAAAGGAUCCUUUUUUGGUCUAGGACAGGGUACAAUCUGGCUGGCUAAUUUUGCCUGUACAGGAAACGAAAGGUCUUUAACUGAGUGUGAGCUCAGUGGGGUUGGAAGCCAUAAGAGUAACCAUAGACAGGAUGCUGGUGUGAUCUGUUCAGGUUUUGAGGUCAGACUGGCUGGAUCGGAGUCUAGUUGCUCUGGAAGAGUUGAGAUCCUUUCCAAUGGUGCCUGGGGAACAGUCUGUGAUGAUGGAUGGGACUUGCAGGAUGCUGAGGUAGUUUGCAGACAGUUGAACUGUGGGGAGGCACUGGAGGCUCCAAGCGGAUCCUCUUUUGGUCCAGGACAGGGCCCAAUCAUGCGGUAUCAUUUCGCCUGUUCAGGAAGUGAGAGGACCAUAGCUGAGUGUGAGCAAAGCGAGUUUCAGAUAAAUAACUGUGGACACAGAGAUGAUGCUGGUGUGAUCUGUUCAGGUGUUGAGGUCAGACUGACUGGAUCUGAGUCUCCUUGCUCUGGAAGAGUUGAGUUCCUCUACAGGGGUACCUGGGUAACAGUCUGUGAUGAUGGAUGGGACUUGCAGGAUUCUGACGUGGUGUGCAGACAGUUGAACUGUGGGGAGGCACUGGAAGCUCCAGGAGGAUCCUUUUUUGGUCCGGGACAGGGUCUAAUCUGGCCGGUUCAUUUCGCCUGUUCAGGAAGUGAAAUGUCUUUAACUGAGUGUGAGCACAGAGGGGUUGGGAGCCAUGACUGUGACCACAGUGAGGAUGCUGGUGUGAUCUGUUCAGAAAAGACAAACUGUGUUCUUUGUCUAGGUGUUCGGAUUAGACUGACUGGAUCUGAGUCUAGUUGCUCUGGAAGAGUUGAGUUCCUCUCCAGUGGUAUCUGGGGAAAUGUUUGUGAUGAUGGAUGGGACUUGCAGGAUGCUCAGGUGGUGUGCAGAGAGUUGAACUGUGGGAAGGCUCUGGAUGCUCCAGGAAGAUCCUAUUUUGGUCCAGGACAGGGUCCAAUGUGGCAGAUUAAUUUUGCCUGUUCAGGAAGUGAAAGAUCUUUAACUGAGUGUGAGCGCAGUGGGUUUCGGAAACAUAAGUGUGAAAACAGACAGGAUGCUGGUGUGAUCUGUUCAGGUGUUGAGGUCAGACUGACUGGAUCUGUGUCUAGAUGCUCUGGAAGAGUUGAGUUCCUCUACAGGGGUACCUGGGGAACAGUCUGCCAUGAUGGAUGGGACUUGCAGGAUGCUGAGGUGGUGUGCAGACAGUUGAACUGUGGGAAGGCACUGGAUGCUCCAGGAGGAUCCUUCUUUGGUCCAGGACAGGGUCCAAUCUGGCUGGAUGAAGUGGUCUGUUCAGGAAGUGAAAGGUCUUUAACUGAGUGUGAGCACAGAGGGUUUGGGAAAAAUAAGUGUAACCACGGAGAGGAUGCUGGUGUGAUCUGUUCAGAGCCUCUGCCACAGCCAUAUACUGUAGCCCGGAUCCUGCUGUUCCUGGUAAUGGUGUUGGUGGUGCUCUGUGUAGCCUGCAAGACAAGACGACAAGCCAAGCACCUUGUGUCUGCCAGGGUGAAGUACUGUCGUAAAAAUGAUGAGGAGGACUUUGUGAACAUUGAUGCAGAAGACGAAACAGGAAAGGAAGAAGACGAGAAGACCAAGGUGGACCCAGAGAGACUGAACAGACGCCGACACCUGCCCCGGCUCCACAGUUGGCUCCUAGACCGUCACCUGUGCAGCGCUCUCAAGACCUACAAGAGGUCUUGUCUGCCAGCUCUGCCCACUGGCCGCUUUCCUGAAAAGUACCGCCCUCAUGGUUGGACUCCGGGCCAUUCCCCAGAACUGUAUCUGCCACUAGUCCCGACAGAGCGCCAUCUGCAACCAGUAUCUUGCUGGGAGGCCCUGCCUACAACAGUUCCCUUGCCCCCUGGCAGCUCUCCUGAAAAGUCCUGCCCACAAGAGCAGCCCCUUGACCGACUUCCCAAGAUGUCUAGGCCACAAGGUCAGCCUCCUUACCUUCUCAACACACUGUAUCUGCCACCAGUCCCCACAGAGUGCCAUCUGCAACCAGUUCCUUGCUGGGAGGCCCUGCUGAAACCAGUUCCCAUGCCACUGGCCGCGCUCCUAAAAUUUCUGGGCCACCAGAUCAGCCUCUGUGUCUUCUCCCAGAACUGUGUUGAGGUCAUACUGACUGGAUCUGAGUCUAGUUGCUCUGGAAGAGUUGAGAUCCUCUCAAUUGAUACCUGGGGAACAGUCUGUGAUGAUGGAUGGGACUUACAGGAUGCUGAGGUGGUCUGCAGACAGUUGUACUGUGGGGAGGCACUGAAUGCUACAAGACAUUCCUUUUUUGGUCCAGGAGAGGGUCCAAUCUGGCUCAGUAAUGUGACCUGUUCAGGAAGUGAAAGGUCUUUAACUGAGUGUGAGCACAGAGGGUUUGGGAUACAUAACUGUGACCACAGAGAGGAUGCUGGUGUGAUCUGUUCCGGUGUUGAGGUCAGACUGAAUGGAUCUCAGUCUAGUUGCUCCGGAAGAGUUGAGAUCCUCUCAACUGGUAUCUGGGGAACAGUCUGUGAUGAUCAAUGGGGCUUGCUGGAUGCUGAGGUGGUGUGCAGGCAGUUGAACUGUGGGGAGGCACUGGACGCUCCAAGAGGAUCCUCUUUUGGUCCAGGAGAAGGUCCAAUCUGGCUGAGUGAUGUGGCCUGUUCAGGACGUGAAAGGUCUUUAACUGAGUGUGAGCACAGAGGGUUUGGGAUACAUGACUGUGACCACAGAGAGGAUGCUGGUGUGAUCUGUUCAGACACAUGGCUGAGUCUAAUUAGAUAUACAUGAAGUGUUGAGGUCAGACUGAAUGGAUCUGAGUCUAAUUGUUCUGGAAGAGUUGAGUUCCUCUACAGGGGUACCUGGGGAACAGUUUGUAGUAAUGGAUGGAACUUGCAGGAUGCUGAGGUGGUGUGCAGACAGUUGAGCUGUGGGAAGGCACUGAACGCUCCAGGAGGAUCCUCUUUUGGUCCUGGAGAAGGUCCAAUCUGGCUGGAUGAUGUGGCCUGUUCAGGAGAUGAAAAGUCUUUAACUGAGUGUGAGCACAGUGGGUUUCCAAUUCAUAACUGUGACCACAGUGAGGAUGCUAGUGUGAUCUGUUCAGGUUUUGAGGUCAGACUGACUGGAUCUGUGUCUCCUUGCUCUGGAAGAGUUGAGAUCCUCUCCAGCGGUACCUGGGGAACAGUCUGUGAUGAUGGAUGGGACUUGCGGGAUGCUGAAGUGGUGUGCAGACAGUUGAGCUGUGGGAAGGCACUGAAUGCUACAGGAGAAUCCUUUUUUGGUCCAGGACAGGGUCCAAUCUGGCUGGAUGAAGUGGCCUGUACAGGAGGUGAAAGGUCUUUAACUGAAUGUAAGCACAAUAGGUUUGGGAUACAUAACUGUGGAAACAGAGAGGAUGCUGGUGUGAUCUGUUCAGCACCUCCACCACUGCUGGUUCAUGCUGUAGCCCGGAUCCUGCUGUUCCUGGUAAUGGUGUUGGUGGUGCUCUGUGUAGCCUGCAAGACAAGACGACAAGCCAAGCACCUUGUGUCUGCCAGGGUGAAGUACUGUCGUAAUAAUGAUGAGGAGGACUUUGUGAACAUUGAUCCAGAAGAAGAGACAGAAAAGGAAGAUGAGAAGAUCCAGGAGGACCCUGAGAGACUGAACAGACGUGUUGAGGUCAGACUGAAUGGAUCUGAGUCUAGAUGCUCUGGAAGAGUUGAAAACCUCUACAGUGGUACCUGGGGGACAGUCUGUGAUGAUGGAUGGGACUUGAAGGAUGCUGAGGUGGUGUGCAGACAGUUGAAUUGUGGGGAGGCAGUGAAUGCUACAGGAGAAUCCUUUUUUGGUCCAGGACAGGGUCCAAUCUGGCUAAGUGAUGUGACUUGUUCAGGAAGUGAAAGGUUUUUAACUGAGUGCAGGCACAGAGGGUUUGGGAUACAUGACUGUAACCACGGAGAGGAUGCUGGUGUGAUCUGUUCAGGUGUUGAGGUCAGACUGACUGGAUCUGAGUCUAGUUGCUCUGGAAGAGUUGAAAUCCUCUACAAUGGUACCUGGGGAAAAGUCUGUGAUGAUGGAUGGGACUUGCAGGAUGCUGAGGUGGUGUGCAGACAGUUGAACUGUGGGGAGGCACUGAAUGCUCUUAUAGGAUCCUUUUUUGGUCUAGGACAGGGUCAAUUCUGGCUGGAUGAUUUGGCCUGUUCAGGAAGUGAAAGGUCUUUAACUGAGUGUAAGCACAGAGGGUUUGGGAUACAUGACUGUGGACGCAAAGAGGAUGCUGGUGUGAUCUGUUCAGGAAAGACAAACUGUGUUCUUUGUUCAGGUGUUGAGGUCAGACUGAAUGGAUCUGAGUCUAGUUGCUCUGGAAGAGUUGAGAUCCUCUCGAAUGGUACCUGGGGAACAAUCUGUGAUAAUGGAUGGGACUUGCAGGAUGCUGAGGUGGUGUGCAGACAGUUGAACUGUGGUAAGGCACUGAAUGCUCCAGAGGGAUCCUUUUUUGGUCCAGGACAGGGUCCAAUCUGGCUCAGUGAUGUAACCUGUUCAGGAGAUGAAAGGUCUUUAACUGAGUGUGAGCACAGAGGGUUUGGGAUAAAUGACUGUAACCACAGAGAGGAUGCUGGUGUGAUCUGUUCAGGUGUUGAGGUCAGACUGACUGGAUCAGAGUCUAGCUGCUCUGGAAGAGUUGAAAUCCUCUCCAGGGGUACCUGGGGAACAGUCUGUGAUGAUCGAUGGGACUUGCUGGAUGCUGAGGUGGUCUGCAGACAGUUGAACUGUGGGGAGGCACUGAAUGCUACAGGAGAUUCAUUUUUUGGUCCAGGACAGGGUCCAAUCUGGCUGGAUAAUUUGGCCUGUUCAGGAGGUGAAAGGUCUUUAACUGAGUGUUGGCACAGUGGAUUGGGGAUACACAAGUGUGACCACGGAGAGGAUGCUGGUGUGAUCUGUUCAGGUGUUGCAGUCAGACUGAACGGAUCUGAGUCUAGUUGCUCUGGAAGAGUUGAAAUCCUCUCAAAUGGUACCUGGGGAACAGUCUGUGAUGAUGGGUGGGACUUGCAGGAUGCUGAGGUGGUGUGCAGACAGUUGAACUGUGGGGAGGCACUGAAUGCUCCCGGAGGAUCCUUUUUUGGUCCAGGACAGGGUCCAAUCUGGCUGAGUGAUGUGGCCUGUUCAGGAGAUGAAAGGAUCUUAACUGAGUGUAAGCACAGAGGGUUUGGGAUACAUGACUGUGACCACAGACAGGAUGCUGGUGUGAUCUGUUCAGGUUUAGAGGUCAGACUGAAUGGAUCUCAGUCUAGUUGCUCUGGAAGAGUUGAGUUCCUCUACAGGGGUACCUGGGGAACAGUCUGUGAUGAUCGAUGGAACUUGCAGGAUGCUGAGGUGGUGUGCAGACAGGUGAGCUGUGGGGAGGCACUGAAUGCUACAGGAGAUUCCUUUUUUGGUCGAGGACAGGGUCCAAUCUGGCUGGAUGAAGUGACCUGUUCAGGAGGUGAAAGGUCUUUAACUGAGUGUAGGCACAGAGGGUUUGGGAUACAUAACUGUAACCACAGACAGGAUGCUGGUGUGAUCUGUUCAGGACCUCCGUCACUGCUGGUACAUGCUGUAGCCUGGAUCCUGCUGUUCCUGAUACUGGUGUUGGUGGUGCUCUGUGUAGUCUGCAAGACAAGACGACAAGCCAAGCACCUUGUGUCUGCCAGGGUGAAGUACUGUCGUAAUAAUGAUGCGGAGGACUUUGUGAACAUUGAUGAAGAAGAAGAGACAGAAAAGGAAGAUGAGAAGAUCCAGGAGGACCCUGAGAGACUGAACAGACGUGAACAAGUGUCCUUCUGCUGUUUUCUUUGUUCAGGUUAUGAGGUCAGACUGACUGGAUCUGAGUCUAGUUGCUCUGGAAGAGUUGAAAUCCUCUACAGGGGUGCCUGGGGAACAGUCUGUGAUGAUUGAUGGGACUUGAAGGAUGCUGAGGUGGUGUGCAGACAGUUGAAUUGUGGGGAGGCAGUGAAUGCUACAGGAGAAUCCUUUUUUGGUCCAGGACAGGGUCCAAUCUGGCUGGAUAAUGUGACUUGUUCAGGAAGUGAACGGUCUUUAACUGAGUGUGAGCACAGAGGGUUUGGAAUACAUAACUGUAACCACGGAAAGGAUGCUGGUGUGAUCUGUUCAGAUCCACAGUCGGCUCCUAGACCUUCAUCUGUGCAGUGCUCUCAAGACCUACAAGAGGUCUUGUCUGCCAGGUCCGUGCCUUCACCCAGAAGGCAGUUACCCAGCCGACUGGCCGUCCCCCUGAACUAUAUCUGCCACCAUUCCCAGUAG